UAGUUCCGUACACAGAAGUGGUUUGGGAACAAUUUCCCCUUCGAGUUUUAAUUCAGUCUGUCUCUCUGAGCAAUAUUCUCAUUUAAAGAUUACGACUGUAACAUGCUGAUGAGUCAGAGACACCGAGCACGGUGCCGGGAGUUCACCGGACCUACACCUCAUUCAGUGGCAGUGAGGGCACGAUAUCCAUCAUCCAGACCCCCUGAUUACCUUAUCCUUGAGCAAAGGAAACAGGAGACCAUACGGGAUAAGGUGCUGGAGUUUACCAAGGAUCAAAGUGCCUGUGACCUGAGAAUGCGCUGGGAAAGAAACACUGAACAUCGGAUGGUGUCAGCCACUAUAGACAGGCGUGUCCAGGAGGCCAUGGCACAGUAUCAGAUGAGCAUUGAUGAAAAGAGAGAAAGGCUACGGGAGAUGCUGGAAUCUGAGGAGAGUGAAUUUCUGAGAGAACAAGAAGAGAAGAAAGAGACUGUGCUUGAGAGGCAAACUAAAAUGAGAGAGAGAGCAAGGUAUCUGAAAGAGACAAGGGAGCACGAAAGACAGAAAAUUGUUGCUGAUAAGCUCGAUCAGCUGUUCAGAGAGCAGUGUGAGGAGCUGCGGGCUGCUCAGACACGCCGCAGACAGGAUGAGGUCUGCAGGGAGCGAGCGGCACAGAUCCGAUCGCGGGAGGAAGAGCGCCACCUGCAUCAGGGUGAAGAAAUGCUCUUUGCCCAGCUGUGGGAGAGUGACCGGCUAGCCAAAGAGGAGCGUGAGAACCAGCAGGCCCAGCGUCAGCGCGAGAGCAACUUUCAGACGCUGGCUUUCCUGCAGGCUCAGAUGGAGGCUGCAGAGCAGCAGAGGCUGCAGGCCAAACAACUCAAAGAAGAAGAGGCCCAGAUAUUGCGAGAACAGAGGGAGAUGCUGCGUCUGGAGGAACAGCGGGGGCACAUGCAGAAGCUCCAGAGCCAGCAGAGCCGGCGCAGGCAGCUGGACCUCUGCCUGCGGCUAAAGAUGAAACGAGUGGCGCAGGAGCAGCAGGAUGAGCUGGCCUUGGACAUGAGCAUUCUGGAACAACUGUUGACACAUGAGAGGGAUGAGAAAAAGGAAGAAGCUCUCAGAAAGCUGGAACUAGGCGAGGAGCAGCAGAAGUAUCGGCAGUACCUGGCUGAGCAGCUGGAGGAGCAGAGACGUCAGGAGGCAGAGACAGAGAAGCUGAUCGAAGCAGAGCUCCAGCAAACCUGGAGACGUAGAGCGGAGCAAUGGCGCCUGGAAAAAGAAGCCAGAGAUCGGCUCAUGAGAGAUGUACUAGACAUUCGCCGCUUACAAAUCCAGGAAAAGUUGGAGCGCAAUGCUCACAAACAGGCUGAACUUGCUAAGGAGAGUGAGGAGCUGAACAGAAUAAUCCAGGAAAACAAGCAGUUGGAUGAACAGGAAAAAACUUGUCUCAGGGAAGCCUGUCAGGAAUACCAGACUGAUCUACUGGCUCAGAUGUUGCACCAACAGCAAAUACGUGAAGCGGAGAAGGCUGAAAAAGAGCGGGAGUUCCAGAGGGGCUUGAUCUACCAGGAGAAGUAUAAUCAGAAGAUUCAGGACAUCCUUUCAAGGCCUGUCUCCAACACUACAGCAGUUCACCCCUUCAGGAGAAGAGAUCGACCCACCUCCAGCUAAACCUGGCAUAAGCUUAUUGCCUAACAAUGCUAACAGUACAUGAUUAGCUAACUCAAUGCUAAAAUGCCCUUUUAAAAAAAAUGACCCUAAAUAAAAUGUUAUUGGUCAACUCUUGUAAUUUCAGUGUGCAGAAUAAUACUUUCUUUAAGAAAAAUUGUUUAUUUGGGCUCAAAUGAGAAAUUCUUAAAACUGGAAGUCUAAUGUUUAUAGGGAAAGUUAUUGUUCAUUGGACAUCUUAAAAUUGAAAGAUUUGCGAAACUCAUUUUAAAGGUUUUCACGCAGGAGACAAGGUUAUUUUGGGUGAUGAUCAUUUACUUGUGGAUUAGGUUGCAGUCUGUUCAUGUACCUAUAUUUGCUAAACUUGCUUGACUUGACUGCCUGGAUUUCAUUGGGGUCAAACUGAAUAGUCCUCAGCUAAAUAAGUGACAUCUUACAUAACAAAGGUUCUUCUUACUCAACCAGGGAAUAAAUAUGGCACUUAGAUCAAGCUUAAGUCAUGUUUUCCGUAGAGACCUUUAUGCAUGCUCACGUUAAUCUCUGUGCUGUGUAACUAUUGCUGUGACACAGGUACGCCCCCUCCCCCACAGCACACACUCAUGAAGGAACAGUAAGACAAUGUGUCUGUCUUUGAUUUGUCUUUAGUAUGUUAUAAUUAAACACAUUUGACAGCA
Messenger RNA from Pygocentrus nattereri (red-bellied piranha), 2318 nucleotides. RefSeq names its product cilia and flagella associated protein 53 (gene cfap53). The record is from RefSeq and is a predicted model, not a curated record. Bases 103 to 1647 code for a protein of 514 amino acids. NCBI's taxonomy places the organism in Eukaryota, Metazoa, Chordata, Actinopteri, Characiformes, Serrasalmidae. The transcript is spliced from 8 exons.